Porites lobata is the source of this 10696-nucleotide messenger RNA. The record is from the annotation of a GenBank genome assembly. NCBI's taxonomy places the organism in Eukaryota, Metazoa, Cnidaria, Anthozoa, Scleractinia, Poritidae.
UCUAAAAAUACUCGAAGGAAGCCUUAAAAUAUAAGUUUAUUAUUCAGUCUUCAACAGCAGAGUGAAUAAGAUUACAAUGGCAUACGCAUUGAAACCUGAUGAUUUUGCCUCAAGAAAAGUAAUAGUUAAGAAUCUUUCGCCUAUCACAAAGCAGGAAGACAUAAUCAUUCACUUUCAAAGAAGAGGCAAUGGAGGAGGAGAAGUCGACUCUGUUCACAUGUUGAACGAACGAGCCGCAGUUGUCACAUUCGAAGAAUCAACAGGUAAGUUUGAACUAUGGUUGUCUUCAUACUCUGCAUAAUGUAGUUCCGUGCUAUUACCAUUCACCUUCAAGUUUGUUUUCAGUUCGCGCGAUGCAGUGUUAACUUAGUUUAAAUUAAGCGGAUAUGUACCUUGCACAUAAAAUAAAUGGGAAGUAUAGUGUACUAGAGUGCAUUAUACAGUUCGUCAGCUGUUUCACAAACAUUUUUUUCAACAUACGUAGAUAUCGUUAUGCCUUUGCUAAGGAAAAAAAAGGAAAGAUAAAUAAACCUUUCUUCUACAAUACAAAUGCCUAGAUAAUUUUAAACGGACUCCGUUCCGGGUGACAAAGUUAAUAUCAAAAUCGGAGUGUUCUAGAAGAUCAGUGAAAUCAUGAAUUUCCAAAAGUAUAAGGUGUUCAAACCCACUUCUUUUUAUUUCCAUAGCAUUAAAAUACGGUCUUUUCUGUUCUGAUUUAAAUCGAAACUAAUCGGAUAUUGAGACUACGACAGUGCAGAACAGCCUGCGCGAACGACUAGUUUCCGAAAUAUUGCGGAAAGUGAAACUGAAAGUGGCUGUUUUUUUUCCAAAUGCCUUGUUUUCAUAUAUAAUGCAUACGUGGGGCCAUCACAGGGUGAAAAUUCCGAGCGGAGGUGCAGUAUUUCAUUGCCUUGUAUUUGUUCAACGGAUUUGUAGUUUACUUUGGGGGAAGACUUGGGACGCGAUCCAUUCAACCAAACCUUCCGGAAAUUUCAGUCCAAAACUCAAUGGAUCGGUUCGGUCCAACCGGAAAAGUUUCGAAAAAACGGGUCCACCUUUUGAGCGGGCGCUUUCCAUUCAACAAAAAUUCCGGUUUGAAAUUUCGGAAACUUCACGUGCUCAAUGGAACGGUACAUUCCGGUUGUACAGACCCGACCCAAGCCACCGCGCGUUUUGUUAUUGUGGCUUCACAGCACACUCAUAAUUACUGGGCUGCCUGUGCGGCCCAGUCAUAAAAUGGGCUUUCGGUCGUCGGUGUCAAAAAGUGACCUCCCGGGGGAGGGAAGACACGAGGGUCUGGUACCGAGAAACGAUGUUCUCACAAAUGGUUUCAUAUGAGUUUCUCUUGCGCGGAGCCUUGCACGGAUACUUUUUGUACCUUGUCUGCGCUCCCCCUGAAAAACCCACAAGGCGUUGCGAGCCUGAAGAAGGCUAUUUGCGUUGUUCGAAGGGUCGGCAUUAUAUUCUACCCACCAAAACCACAUCGAUCGAGAGGGACUGAGAUUGAAUUUUGGACACCUUGUGACAUGUUAUACCAACGAAAGAUGCCUACGAUGUUUUGAUGUAUUCGCCUCUCGGCGAUACGCCUUUCUUUUGCUUUGAGCUUUAUUAUAUUUGGGAGAUCGCUUUCUCGCCAAGAAAGGAUGAAUAUAACGAGUAUAACCGUAUUUCGGCAAAUAAUGUACAUGAAGUUUUAAAACAUGUUUCAGAUAUUUCAUGGGGCUACGUGAUACACAUCUAGCCCCAAACACUGAUGGUGGUUUUGGAUGAUGUUGAAGUCUACAUCCACCAAAACCACUCGACCCGUCCAGACCGCACAUAUGAGCCCUUACCUAUAACCAUUGUUAAAUCUCCAAAGAGGCAAGGGUUUUAAUUUUUUUAGGCGCAUAGUUACGCUUCUGCAAAGUACUGACGGACGUUUUAAGAGCAUACUCAUAGAGCAUAAUAGCGGAGCUCACGCGCGCGCGAAGCGCGCGCUUGCGGAGCACCAUGGGUAAGAAAAUUUGGUAAACUAUCCAUCCGAGAAAAUUUGGUUAUGACGUAGCGUACGCCCACCCGUACACACACUUCAUGUAAGCUGAAGUCAACUGUCACAUCUUGGAGAAAUUAACACUUAGUAAGCCAUCCGCAUGAGGAUGAAUUGGCAGCUGUGAAAAUCAGACAUCCGCUGACAGUAAUCACAUGACCAUCUCGCGGGCUCAGAUGAAAGAUAAGUCGUUUUCGCUACAUAUAAGCUGAUAUAAUAUGUCACACCAACAUAAAAAUGAAAAUGAAAUGAAACUUCGCUUUCACCAGGGCUGUCAGUUUAAGGUUAUACGCAGUAGCCAAAUUAAGGUCAAUUGACAGCUGUCAAAAUGGGACAUGUGAAGACCACUAUCAGAUCACUAACAACGUGGGCUCAAAUACACGACAUUUCGCCCCAUUAAUCCUCCAUUACAACCCAGACUAACACUCGCAGUCAACAGUACGUUUAUCUGAAAAUUCGCCAUUCUAAUGAAGUUCAAUUGACAGCUGUCAAACUACAGCAUCCGUUGGCCAUCAUCACCUGACCGUAUCGCGGGCUCAGGUAUCGGCCCACUUAGUUCGAGGUUUUUUGAAGUUACUACUUUUCAAAUGAUUGCAGGCUCAAGUUCAAUAUUUUUAACGCAUAGGAAAUAGGAAGUUGUGUUUAUGAGUCGCACUAUUAAACUUUUAAUUUCAAACUGACCUCGGACGCGAGAAUUCAGCCAGCUUUUACAAACAGGGAAUUUGCUUUUGACCUUUCUCACUAUGGUCACGCGUUGGUCACGCUCUACGUCCAAUUUUUAUGUUCUGAUUGGUCAAAAGUUGACAGGUGCGUUCAAGCGGAAAAUUUAUGCAGCAUCUUGAAACUUGUUUACUGGUAGCUGAAACUGACGGAGUUUUGUGUAUAAACGUUGUGAAGCUUUUAACUGUCUUUUUCUACUGGAUGCACAAAAUGAAAUACAGAUGCUAGCAAGAUUCUUAAGUUAUUCGUGGCUGGUUUGUUUAUUGGUUGAGAAAUGCGCCGCUUGUCAAAGUCAUCGGAAAUCCGACUUCGGAUGGAUGGCUUUUACUCACUUCCCCUUGCCUGAUGCGUAUUAUAAAGAGGGUGCGGAAAAGUCUCAAGCGAUUCUGAUGGCCUUCAGGAGCAUCUUGACUGGUAAGCCUGAGUUAUUAUUGUAUUUGAUGUGUUUUUUUUUCUGGUUUCCUAAAGUCGAGCGUAGUUUCUGCGCCUAGUUUAUGCACAAGAAAAAAAGUCUUAACAUUUUCUGGCCACAAAUACAAUGAAAACGUUGCGAAGAAUACAAUUUUUUUAGUCAUGCUUUUGGCUGUAAAGAGAAAGCUCUGGGUGAUAUUCUCGCCUCGCGGUUCAUCUUGAAGUAAACACCUGGAAGCCGGCUUAAAUCUGCAGGGUUUUUGAAGUUUAUGAACUUAUGCUCAUGAUUUUCAGAGACACUUACUCUCAAAACUUAUCGUCGUGAAUGAAAAUUGUUGUCUCUGUACAUGUUUCACCGAGUUAUAUUUAUUUUACUGAUUGUUAGUAGUCUCUUUCUCAAUUUAAUCGCUGCGCAGGUUUUCAGUCGAACAUAUAACAAAACAUCGCUCACAGGAGUACUCAAAAUGCUGCGCGCAAAUAUCACAUAAGAAAACCAUGAAUAAAGGGAAAUAAACCCUAAACAUAAUAAGUUCUCUAUCAUGUUGAAGCUUAAACGUUAUACAAAAGGCUCCGACAGCUCGGACUGCAAAUUUGGUGCUUGACAACAGUGAGAGCCCGUCCGGCUGGCCGUAUAGGUGAUUUUGGGAAUUUUUUGAUCGUUCUCACUAAAAGCCCAUUGUUAUAUUACCCUACAUAUCACAUAGGAGCAGAUUUUUCCGACUAAACAGUCCCGGUAUUAUGGAAAAUUCUCUUAAUGAAAACGUUGUCAAUUCUAUAAUUUUUUACUCAAAGAAAGCGCGUGCUUCGAUCGUCCUGGAUAUCGAAUGAGCGCAAUUUGUCUUGCAAAAUUGUGAAAAACUGCAGAAUUAUAGGUUUAAAUGGGGCAAGGAAAAACAAAUUCUGUUCGACGUCUGUAUGAUCAAAAACAGGCACACAGGCAUAGCACUGUUUUCCUCAUAUCGUAUACAUGUAUAAAAACACUGAUAAAAGGUAUUUUUAAAAGGCUGGUUUACACUGACCACCAGAUUUCCUAGGGUCUGGAAGGGUAUUCUCGGGACCCGGGAUAAGAGUAACAUACAGUGCGGGAUUCUGGAAAACGCAAAAUGCUUUGACGGGAUACGGGAUUUGACUGUUACACGGAAAGCGAGAUUCGCCAAAAUCUUGGAACGGGAGGCGGAUUUGGGAAAGGAAACCGUAUUCGGGGUAGAGAUGACAGAAGUUCGGGAUGCGGGAUUGUCGUGGAAAAGGAUCGGGAAUGCGGGAUCAGGGACCCCCCUUCCAGACUCUGAUUUGUCGCCAAGAUUUAUUUGUUAAGUAAACCUGUCGAACACAAAUCGUUUUCGAAACACAAAAAGACCGGCCUGAUUUAUUUUUUAUUUUGGCCUUCCUUUUAGACAGAGGAAUGCAACGUGUAAAUUGGCUGCAACCGAGGACUCUCUUGUGUUGCAUAAAAUUAUGUUUCGGGGAUAUCCAAUUAUCUCUAUAGUCUCUCCAACGGAGUGGUUGGAGAGACUGUGAAUUAACCUUAUCAAAUAAAGGCAGUGUAGGAAGGUGACUGGGUUUAACUUCUUUUGUUUGGGAAGAAUUUGUUUUCUAGGCCUAAUCUACUGUGAUCGAAGAAGAUUGCUAUUUUUUGGUGUACAUAUCAGACUAUUAACUCGAUGCAAAAUUUUUUUCACUCUUGGACUGUCAAAUUAUUCUUCUCUAAGGAAUCACUUUCCCUCAAAAGUUGCAUGAAUGUACCUUAAAGUUAACUGAUUAAUGUUUAUUGUUUUAUUUAAAUUAUUAAUUUAUUAACGUGAGCUUCGCUUUUAGCCCUGGCUAAAUCUAUAUAUUAAUUAUUGACACAAUGAAAAUUUUAAUCAUGGUUUUUAUAAGUUGUUAUUGUUUACAUAUACAAAAUAUUUUAUUUUUUUACUUUUAUCCCCGGAAACAAACAAGAAGAUCGUGGCGGGAAUUUUAAGUUACGAACCCGCGUUCGAUAGGAAAAUUGCUGAGAACUCAUGGCAGAGUUUGAAACGAGAUCGACGAGCAAGUUUUCCUGCUUUAAAGUGGACAAAGAUUUUGGGAACUUUCGUGUGUAUCUAAGGGCGCGAUCCAUUCAACCAAAAUUUCCGGAAAUUUCGGUCCAAAACUCAAAGGAUCGGUUCGGUCCAACCGGAAAAGUUUCGAAAAAACGGGUCCACCUUUUGAGAUGGACCACUUUUCCUGGUCGGACCAGUUGGAAUUUUGGUUGAAUGGAUCGCGCCCUUAGAAGGUUCAUCUAUUACUGCGCUUUUCACAAAGAUGCGAAUUCUGGAGUUCAAAAGCCAACUGACGAUUGCGUUUUUCGCUGCCGUCAGUCAUCUUAACGGACCUCUUAGAAAACAAAACUUUACUUUAACGGGUUCAAAAGGUCAAGGUUUGUGAUUUGUGAUUGGUGGAUUUCGAUCCGUUUUGUGUGUUUGUGUGUUUCAAUGUUCGUUGCUUGUGAUCGUAAUUAUGAAACGGCAGCGAAAAACGCAAUUGUGAAUGUACAUUCAGAAGUCAUACAAAUUUAGAAUUUUGGAAGUCACUCAUAAAUAAUUUUGGAAGUCAAUACAGUCGAUAAAAUCCAUGCCGGAAAGAAUUCUCUUCUUGCAGUGGGGGCGGGGGGGAUAUAAAACUCGCUGUAAUUUACACCUAGCUACCCUGGUUCCAGAGGUUGUUCUUGAUUUUUCUCCGCGUGAGAAAGAACGAGCACUUACCAGCGAGCUUCGCGAUUCGUUCUCUCCGCUUUGCUCGUUUCCAACAUCUUACUAACAUCUCAGUCAUUAUGCAUGAAACUGUACCCCGCCUUAUAUAUUUUCUGCACCCCCACAACUGUUAAAUAGACGCAGCCUUUCUCGAGCCUUUCUCUUUCUUUCAGCUCCCAGUACAGAAGUGUAGUACACUCUGGUGGUAUAGUAGAAUUUCGACUUCACUAACGCUAGAGUCCUGGUGGUUCAGUGGUUAGAACGUCCGAUCUAGCAUUCGAAUGUUCAGUUGUUCGUGCAUAUCAUCCGUACAUUUUCCGAGAAUCUUCGGUUACGACUUUUAAGUUAUUCAAAAUUCAAUCUCAGUCCCUCUCGAUCGAUGUGGUUUUGGUGGGUAGAAUAUAAUGCCGACCUGUUCGAAGCGAUUCGACCAUUGGAGUCACUCUAUAAUUUUUUUAUUGUUCGAGUUUAAGUCAGUUAGAUGAUGUUGGCGCUGGGAAACUCAGAGAAAUGGUCGCGUUGCAUUCAAACCGACACGCCGUUCACGGUAGGUUCACUCUAAAAGACUGAAAAGAUGACUGUGAGCGUCAGGUUUGGAACGCCGUGGCCACUUCACGAACUAUCGAUCGAUGCAGUACAUGAGCAAUUAAGAAGCACAAUUUAUGAGCAAAGUAUUUCACCAGUUGAUGACACUAUGGCUGAAGACUUGAUUGUAAGCCGUCAUAGUCGGUGAAGCGAACAACUCAGUUGCCGAUGAACGGCAGAUGAAAUCCUGAUGUGACGCACGUCCAUGAGCGAGGGACGUGACAACUUUGCCAUGUUAGAAGACUGGCUUUUGCUUUAAAUAUUUCUUUCUAUUUAAUGCAACACACACCACUUUGGAGGUCUAAAUUUCGGAUACUGAGGAUAAAGAAGACACGGACAAAAAUAGGAACUCUGAGAAUUUCGCACACAAGUUUAAAGCUUCUCCGGGACAUCCCAUCCGGGAGCUUCACAGAGAGCGACUUGAGGAAAACAGGAGCUAUUACUGACAAGGUUUGGUGACUGAGUAAGGCAUACAAGUGUAGCCCACGUCGAGGUUUCAGGGGGUUUGCUUUUGUUUGUAUCUGUAUCUUGCUAAGCUUUUACCAUUAAAUUUGUACAAGAUCUUGUUAUCACAACUCUGUGUUUUCGCCCAUUCAGCAAGCACGCUAUAUUGAUGUUAGUAUUAGCGAGUUUCAGAAACAUGCCUUUGAAAAUUUUCAGCUCUCGUGAUGUUUCUUGAUAUUUCAUUUACCAUUUUAUGGAGAUGUAAACUGAAGUCACCGCAAAAUGGAAACUUAAAAAAGCGUAUAAUCCAUGUAUCUCGAAACAUAACACACAUGACUUAUACGGCCUUUAUUUUUGUAAAGGUGUUUUGAAUACGAACGAACACAGUCAAUGUGAGGGGAAAAAACAGCAUUAAUAUAAAUGAACCAUAGGAUUUUAACUAAUAUAAGGGUCAGUUAUUGUGCAUUGAGAUGAAUCGCUUGAAAAGAGAGACUUCGCUUGAAGAUGUGAUCAGAAGUAAACAAAGGCAUAAUAGUGCGUCACGUUCAGUCUUUUUAAUAUCAAGGAGUCACACUGUGAAUAGUGUUUCCAUAUUGUUUAGCUGGCACAAAAACUUCGGACGAGUUAUAAAGCGGCAUAGUUAUCUUCCAUGAAGAAAAGUUAGUCUUGGGUGAGACAAACAGAACUGGAGCGAAUUUUUAACUCACAUCGGUAUCAGGUAAAAAAUAUGUUAUCGAUCGUUUCAUCUAUUUACAUUGUAUGAAGUGCGUGCUGGUGAACGCAACAUGCGAGCGAGAAAUCUUUAAACUUUUUUAGGUCUCAAAAUGCAAAGGAUUUUAUUCCUUUAAGUAAGAGAAAAAUACCAGGAGGAAAAUCUUAAAACUGAAUAUUUUUCAUCUUGUGGAAAAAAAAGUGCGUUUUCAUGUAUACUGUGGACCGCAAAUUAGGAUCGCACUUUUCACAAACAUGCGAAUUCUGAAGUUCAGAACCCAACCGACGAUUGCGUUUUUCGCUGCUGUCAAUCAUCUUAACGGACCUCUUAGGAAACAAAACUUUACUUCACGGGUUCAAAAGGUCAUGGUUUGUGAUUUGUGGAUUUCGAUCCGUUUUGUGUGUUUCUCUGUUUCAAGGUUCGUUACUUGUGAUCGUAAUUAUGAUUGACGGCAACGAUAAACACAAUUGUGAAGGUGGCUUUUGAACUUUGGAGUUCGCAUGUUUGUGAAAAGCGCAGUAAAGCCUCCGUGCAGUCAGUGAGGCCCCUGGAUCAGGCGGGAUCAAUGGGCGGUUAACUGUCUGUUUUAGUAUACUUCUUGUUUUCAUACAAUACAAUAUUUCUGUCUAGUGUAAAUCAGCUCAGUCUGUCGCAUCUUAUGCUCAUAGAAGGACAACAAUUUUUGGAAUUUCCGGUUACGUCAAAUUAGUCACGUUAUACUGUCACGCUAUAUUUUGGGGCACAGAGGGAUUGGGGGAGGGGUGCGUGGAAAUAAUGCAAAUUGUUUCCUGUUUAGAAUUAAUGGCUAACUUGUUUAUUUUUAUUCAUAAUGGUGGAAUUUAAAAGUUAUUAUACAGCCCCCACUUAAAAAUGGUACUCUUUUUUUUUGGUUACGAAAGUCUUUCAGAAGGGUACAAUGUUCUGAAUGAGUUUAUGUUUCAGUCUCACAUGAGAUUCUGUUGCAUGCAAUGGUUGCCGACAAGGUUUUAUGGUAACCUGAGUGUGUAUAGCCGCCCCCUCCCCUCAGAAAAAAUAGCCCCUUUGCAGCCCAGUUAAAAAACGCCUUUCGGCGAUUCUUGUUACGCUCUAAAACAGAAAAGUAAAUACUGUUUAUAUCCUAAAGAACACUCGACUGUCGUAAAGGGGCGGUGGAAAACUAAAGGCUGAGGAAUCCUAUUUCGUGUAGAAAGCCUAUGAAUGCAAGUGAAGGUAAAAAAUUCUUGUGAAUUGAAGCGAUACGUUUCUCAGAAUAUUCGAACGAUUCGAAGCAAUUCCUGGAACUGUACGGUAAAUAAAUUCGGUGCUUUGGCCAAUUUGUAAUCAGCCAGGCUUUGUUGUAUUCAUUUCAGUUUAAUUGAUAAAUUGCUUUAGUUAAAUAUCGUCGACAGGUUUCAGACAAAUAAUACGCUGAUUCUCACGGACUUUUAUACAAUUGUAGCUUGAUUACACACACUUUUUUUCACCUACGUGUCGUGUUGUGUCAGUUAUUUGACACUGUUAAUGGCAAAUAAAAUAAAAUCGAAAAAAAUUGCAACUGAUUCAAACUAUUUGAGAUGUCAUGCUUUACUCACAGCACUUCACUUUCCACUGGAAAAUACUUGUAAUUCGAGUUAUCCGAGUUCGAGAAAUCGAGUAUCUACUGUACUUCUGGAGCCGAGUCUUACAAUGGAAUAACAAGCUAUCGUGGUAAGCACGGUUAGUUUCUGUUCCAGUCCCCCAGACAACUUGAUGGGUUCCAUGAGUAGAACCGACCGCCACAGUUUUUCGGUACCACGUUAUUUAACAAUUAUUCCUCGAGCCCGAAUGGGCUCUGAGUCGAUAGCCCAUGCUAGUUAAAGCUAGACUUUAACCCCUUUUUGCCGCCAAAAAGCCCGCGCUUUUCGCUACUAGUGGGCUAUAACAUAUAGCCUAGUAGUUGCUCAACCAAUCAGAACGCAGGGUUAGGGUUAGGGGUUAGGGUUAGGGUUAGACCACUUAUAAUAGACCACUAGUUGGAUUUUACUAAAUAUGCUUAGUGGAUAAGCGCAUCAGCUUGGUGGGCACAUAUCAAGUACAGUAGAAACAAUAACAAGAUACAUGGUUAAAACAAAAUAGUGAUCACUUCAGCUAUAAAUUCGCUGAAGACAGUGCACUCUACACAGUGUAGCUUUUAACUUGGGGUUGUAUUUACAUCUCUGUUCAAUCUGUUUAAUAGCCCUAACCACGUUUAUUCCUUUCUCAACAGUUGCCGAGUCCGUUUUAAAGAGGCAGCAUGAGAUACACGGCUCCCUGGUUACCGUUGAGUUGUAUAGACCACUGCCAGAUCAGGUAAUCGAAAUCAAUCCUGAACUUCACGAAAUAACUUUUAUUUCUGUAGACGUGUCUAGCUACGGUCGAUUUUUACCGGCUCUUUUUUAAAGAUUAUUUGCCAUAGACAGCGCUAGACCAACACUAGAGUGACCUUGGCCAGUUUAGCCAUACCUGUUUGCUUCUCAGCCCUAAUUACGUUUGUCCAAUUUCAUAGGUUUUUGGUAGAGUGUCUGGUCGCAUUGAUCCUAACACCCUAAAUGCAAGUAAUCACUCAAUGAAAACCAUUCUUCAACAAAUUCAGGACGAAACAAAGGUCGAGUGGAAAGAAAUAUUUGAUGGAUUCGUCGUCUCUGGUACCUUCGAUCAACUUAAAGCUGUCAACAAGUUGGUGAAGAACAAACUGACAGAAAAGAAGCAUGGAAAGAACAUUUUUUCUCCAAGCCUUUCUGGACAUGUCAGUAGGUGUGACAAGGCUUCACCUGCUCCACCAGUUAUGACACCUUCGACAGAAACGUUUCGAAAAACGAGAGACCAGAGUUACGAAACGACCAGCACAAGCUCAAGUCAAGUAGACAACCAGUCAUCUGCCAACGAGCUGAUGGCAGAGACUCAAGUAAUUGACCCCUGUGUACAAAGCAGUCAACUCUCUUUGAAUCCGGACGAUCUUCUCCAAUCCGUGCUGGAAACGUAUCAUAGCAAUGAACCUCAAACAUUCAAGAAAGUGAAAACUGAUGCCAGUGAUAAAUACAGUACAUUAAAUGGUAUCCCAACUUUUGAGACUGUGACAGAUUCCGG